CGAGUACCACGAGCUCAUCAUACCUGCAGCUUUGAGUAACAAGCAUAAAAUGCCACACACACACCAUUGGUCUUCAUCCAUUGAACCAGGACAGUCAUGAUACGACUUCUGUUUCUCAUUCUCGGCCUCUUGGCUGUUGCAUUUGCUGUUGAAGGAGAAAAUGAAGUAGAAAGGAAAAAAGACAACAGUGAUGUUGGUGAAGAGAGCUCUGGAGCAAUUGGUAAUGAGCUUGAAAAGAGAGGUGACAAAACGAUGCCAAACAUUGGAUACCUAUUCAAAGGAUAUAAUGUUUUAGAAGGAAAUCCUAUGGAUCCAGAAAAGUUUGAUCCCGGUUUCAGAGCAAAAAUUUUCCAGGCCUCGUACCAGCAGGACAGAUUAACUGACGAUAGACAAUUCAAAAUCCCGGACAAUGUGGAUCUGGAUGAAAAGGAGGCAUGUAGUUCAUCAUUUUCUGCCGAGUCAGUAAUGACUGAGUCGGAUUACCAGAAAAGCUUGAUGGCAAAGGCAGCAGUAUCUGGGUCCGGGCAGGUAGGCGUGGUAGAAGCCUCAUUUUCAGCAAGUACUGAGUACACCGAAAUGUCAAAAUCAUUGAAGUCGAAUACGAAAUCUGUGAUAAAAACUGAAGCAACUUGUAUCGUCUAUGAAGCCAGGGUGCAGACAGGGACACCACCAGAAUUCACUGCCAACUUUCUUGAGACAGUCAAACGUCUUGGUCAGGACCCAGAGGGCUAUGGACGUUUUCUGGACACAUUUGGAACACAUUUUGUGGAAACAGUUGACAUGGGAGCAAGAUACGCAAAGUUGCAAAUAAUUUCGAAAAGUAAUCAAGAGAAGUUGAGCAAAAGUGGCAUUGACGUGAAAUUUGCAGCUGAAGCCUCUGCUGCCGGCAUCGGGUCUGCAAAGGCAGAAUUCCAAUUCAAAGUUGAUGAAGAGCAAAAGAACAAAUUCGAGAAGUCGGUAGAGACGACCAAGACCGUGACGAUUGGAUCAAGGCCACCAGCAAAUGGUGAUCAUGACGCAUGGAUGCAAGCAUCAGUGGAAAAUCCAAUGCCUACAUACUAUCGACUGAAAAGCAUUCUGGAUGUUUUCCGACCUGCCUUCUUCAAAGAUGAUUCUGUAGACUACAGAAAGAUAAGAACAGAACUUUCACAAUACUUGCAGGGCUAUUGCAGUAGGUUGAAGAAAACACAAUUCCCAAAUGUUGCUUGCGAAGGCCCCUCAAAAGGAUGUGCAGGCGGCACCCAAUGCAGCGUCAAUGCGAUUUGUACAGAUAAUACAAACAGUGGAGAUCAAGAUCAUUUGUACAAUUGCAAAUGUAAAGAUAGGUAUGAAGGAGAUGGAAAGCUUUGCGAGAGAAAACUGCAGUGGCAGCUGACGGAUGAGAUAAAGCAAGAAGAAAAUAGAGGAGGAUGGGGAACUUGGGGAACCAUGGACUAUUGUGAUAAUGGUGUCUUUGCUAAUGGAUUUUUGUUAAAGGCAGAAAAACCUCAAGGUUCUAGUGACGACACUGGUGCCAACGCUGUUUGUUUACAAUGCGGUGACAGGCAAAAGUGUUCCAAUAAGGGGCCAUGGGGUGAUUGGUCAGACAAAAUCAGUUGUCCAGAAGGAAGCUAUUUAUCUGGCUGGAGGCAAAACGUAGAGGACCCUAUUGGGAAAAGAGAUGAUACUGCCUUAGACAACGUGGAGUAUCGCUGCAGAGAUAUAGAGACCUGGAAGCAAACGAAGCAGAUAAAAACGAAAGCAGAAGAAUGGGGAAGAUGGAGCAGGUUUCAAGAAUGUCGAAGGGGAGAAUUCAUAUGUGGAAUCAAAACCAGAGUAGAGAGUCCUGGUGGUGAUGACACUGCUCUUAAUGACAUUAUACACCAAUGCUGUAAACCAGUUCUAGACAAGAAGAAGGAUAAAAAGUUCAAGUAUGGCAGAAGAUCAUAAUCAAAGGAAGCCAAGAAGAUUGAUUUGAGAAUUGUUAUAAUGGCUUUGAGAAUAAUGAACUUCAGCAAAUUAUGUGCAUCUGUGCUUCUUGUUCUACUUAAGUAACUUUGUUGAAGCUAUCUUGCAAAAACAUA
Rhopilema esculentum is the source of this 2063-nucleotide messenger RNA. The record is from RefSeq and is a predicted model, not a curated record. NCBI's taxonomy places the organism in Eukaryota, Metazoa, Cnidaria, Scyphozoa, Rhizostomeae, Rhizostomatidae.